CUCACUUGGCCAGAGGACGUGGUGGCGUAAAGACGUUUCUGAAGGCAACGUACUCUAACUCUACUCAUUCAUACACACUGCAAGAUGAGAAUGCUGGUGGCGGCGGUGGUGGUGGUGACAGCGGCAGUAAGUGUGUCCAUGGCCAAGCGCUUCGAAAAGUGUGAGCUGGCCACCGUCUUGGAGAACAAACACAACAUGUCCCGAGACGACAUCAAGAACUGGGUGUGCAUCGCGGAGUUUGAGUCAACCUUCAACACAGAGGCAAUAAACACCAUUAAUUGGGACGGCAGUUAUGACUAUGGUCUCUUUCAACUGAACAACAAGUACUGGUGCAAGGAUGACAACAAGAAGGGCAAGAACGUCUGCAAGAUGGCAUGUACAGAUCUGCUGGACGCUGACCUGACUGAUGACCUCAACUGCAUCAAGAAGAUUAUCAAGGACACGGAGAGAUGGAAGGGCAGGGGAACAGGACUUACUGCCUGGGUUGCUUAUCAGAAUAAGUGUAAGGACCGCAAUCUUGGCGAUUACAUAUCUGAGUGCUGGUCAGGUUCGACAUCUUCCAACAUCGUCAGCAUCCGAGACGAGUCUACCAUCAAGAACCCUGCCGCUCAAGUCACAGAGAACGCGGACACUGCGGGGGUUGGUGCAGGGGGUGACUCGCCUAUUAUAAACAACGCUCGUGUUCCCAUCAGAUUCAACACCGUGCCAAUCUGUGCCAACGGAAUCUGCUUUCCUGCACGGCUAGCAAACCCUUACAGCUAUAUCUACCAACAAACUUACUACAAGAAGAAAUAAACGCAAAAAUUUACAAAAGAUAUAAUAUACAGUAUUUAAUUUGUUUUUUUUUUCAAUUUCAAUAUUUAUUCCUUGAUAGAGGAAGCGGGAUCCUAUUACUUUCACUAGGUACCCCUGUACAAUAACACCAGAAGCAUCUGGCAAGUGUCACAAGUAUAUAUAACAGUAUUUAUUGAAGAUUAAGUUACUUACAGAAGCACUGUCAUUUUCUUAGUGUCGUUAGUAAAUAAGUAUAAAUGAA
Molecule: messenger RNA, 1036 nt
Organism: Homarus americanus (American lobster)
Lineage: Eukaryota; Metazoa; Arthropoda; Malacostraca; Decapoda; Nephropidae
Product: lysozyme C-like
Exons: 5
Coding region: 85-795 (236 amino acids)
Source: RefSeq, a predicted model, not a curated record